Molecule: messenger RNA, 2812 nt
Organism: Seminavis robusta
Lineage: Eukaryota; Bacillariophyta; Bacillariophyceae; Naviculales; Naviculaceae
Source: the annotation of a GenBank genome assembly
GGGAUACUAGAUCUACAUUACAGAUACAAACUGUGGUGACAAGUAUAAAGUUACCACUAGUAAACACUUCCAUUCAACUUUGAAUACACCGUAGCUAUUAGACUACCUUGGCAUAUGCUCUUUGCCUGACAGUCCACAGUAUGGUGAAAGUGCAAUCCUGGCUCUGUAGACGUUCAGCCAACCAGACUAGCUAGAUCAACGUGCUGGAUUGCAGGAGGCCCUGAAUACUUUUAGGGUACGGCAUGGUGCACGCAAGGCCCACACCUGCUUCCAUCCUCGUUUCGGCCUUACCUGUACCGGUACCCCGGUACUGGAGCAUGGGUUCAACCUUGAUUCAAGGCGAGGAACCUGGAGUCGAGUCCACAUCCACUUUACUAUAUGCAAAAGCCGCAGUGGUCGCUACGAGUAGUGUUGUAUGCAUGUCCCCUGUCAACCUGAAGAUACGAGGAGAAAGCUACACGUACCGGUACUGCAGUACAGCUCCAAAAAUGGUCCACUAAUAACAAAUACCCAACUGUGCCGGUACGGUACGUUACUCUACAGCAGAAUUUGCUAGAGAGUUGGCACCAGCUGUAUUAGUUUCGUUGACGCCGACCAUUUAGGCACGGAAUGGCACAACAUUGGUCCUGUCUCGUCGGCCCGUUCCAAUCUCUGACAAUAUUGGUUCCACGGACACAUUUUCCGCCCUGAUCGCCUCAAAUUGUUGAGCCAGCCACAUGGUCGGUUGUCGUUGGCGUUGACUAACUCAUUGAGACUUGCUGUAUUGAAUGGUUCAACAACUGACACCACUAAACACAAACAUACGUCUGGCCGUCAGCUCUAAACAUUAACGCACUCUGCAUGAUUUUGUAAGGUUGGGGCAGAAGGACAGACUUAAUUCAGUCAUGUUUCUCAAUACUUCAUGUUCUCCGUGGGUCUCACAUUUUUGAAAAUCAAGGUCAAGCAAACAGCUCUCUUUCUCACUCUCUUUUGUUGAGUCUUUGGUUACUUGAAACAGUCACACCAUUCUCCUUCAUAAAGUCGUCCGUUCUUGUAUGCAUAAACUGCAGUUGCCUCUUUCCCUGUCACGAUGAGUUCGAGUAUGUUUACCACGUCGACCCCGACUGCUACUGAGGUUGUGGGGUCCUUCAAUGCCGGUAGGACUGGUCCUCCCAAUGGCAGCGGCAGCUUUGAUGGAUCCAACGAUGAAGCGCUGGCCAGUUUCACUCCAGAGUUUUCGCUCAUGGAGAAUCGAAGUCUGAAUGACGACAAUCAUUCUAUCGGUCUCACAUCCUCCGCCGAUCGCUUCAACCGUGGGACCAUCGGCUCUUCUCCAACAAAGAAAACAUGCAUGCCAGGAGGUUUCUUUUGGAGAAGCAAGGCCAGUCGCAAGGUCAUGAGUCAGGAUGUGGCCAGUGUGGGUGGUGCCAGCGAAGCCAUGAUUAGUGUGUCUUCCAAGCUUCGCAUGAGUGGCCGAGACUUGCAUGAAGCUGCCAAGGCGAGUUUGAAUGCUGGAGAGUACGCCAAGAGCCUUUCCUUUUUUGACUCGCUUCGAGAAGCUCAAGUGCAGCGAUUUGGACACAUGCACCCUUCGGUUGGUGCCGCAAUUCACAACGUUGCCGUAGUACAUCUUCGAAUGGGAAACAAUGAAAAGGCAGAGAAACUGUUUGCGGAAGCAGUGGCAAUUCGCAAAGAAACGCUUUCGUCUGAUUCACUUGAAGUGGCUGCUUCUCUCAGCAAACUGGGCUCCACGCGGGUGGCUUUGAAGAAGUUCGACGAAGCACUUUCUGAUUUGAGAGAGGCGACUAGGAUUGCUCGUUACAAGGCUGGAACCAAUAGCAAGCUCGGAGCUCAGACUCUUUGCAACAUGGCCUACCUUUACUUUCAGUCCGGAGAGCUGCUGGCUGCUGAGGCCACCUUUCGCGAUGCUUUAGACAUUUACCGUGCGGUUUGGUCCUCUGACGCAGAUAGAGACUCUUGCAUGGCUCAAUUGACCGAUUGCCUCUGCAACAUUGGAAGCAUCGAGAACAAGCGCAAAAGGUAUUCUCAAGCGAUUUCUUCCUUCAAUGAGGCCCUCGACCUCCAACGAGGUGUCAUGGGAAGCGAUCAUCCUCGGGUCAUUGCCACCCUCGACAACCUUGCCUUUAGCUAUUCCAAAAACAGGGACUACACCGCAGCGCUCAGUUGCUACAAGGAAAUGCAGGCGGCACAAGUGUCCCACUACAAUAUCUUCUCGGAGGCAUGCUGUGAGACGCUUCGCAAGCAAAACCUGAUGUACGAGAAGUUGAAGAACCUGAAUGGUGCAAUGGAGACCACCCAGGAGGCGCUUCUCUUGCAAAAGACCAUGCUUCCUCCGGAUAGCCCAGUUGUUAUCCAAACCAAAGAAAUGCUGGAGUCAAUACAAAAGAAGAUGGGAAGGCAAAGCAGUUCCCGGAAUCUUCGCCACAUUUAGCUUGUGAUUGCUUUCGGAUAGGUCGUAGUGGCCUCACCUCUAGAAGUCUAUCCUGUAGGUAGAUUGAUUAGAUUCAUUCUUGCAAACUUAAAAACUAUGUGAAACCUAUGACACCCAUAACCACAGCUAGCUAGCCAGAUAGGUAGGCAGGCAAGCAAAAUAUGCGAUUGAACAGCACCGCCAUGGAGCAACUAACGAAAUUCAAUAAUCACCGAUCACAUCAAAUUGGGUAAAUGUACACUGCUUGUCAUAAUCACACCUGAAUACUGAGUCCACACCAGUAGCCUCCUUAAUCAUCAGAAUCGAAACUGUCUCCUCCUCCUCUUCAAUCCGAGCUCGAGAGCCUAGCUAGAUACAUGUAGUAACUAACUACUUUUGUGG